Knipowitschia caucasica is the source of this 711-nucleotide messenger RNA. NCBI's taxonomy places the organism in Eukaryota, Metazoa, Chordata, Actinopteri, Gobiiformes, Gobiidae. The record is from the annotation of a GenBank genome assembly.
AUGAAGGUCCACGGCUCCACAUCAUUGAGACGGGAAUAUCACGCGCACGUGCAUCACAUUCUUCUCGCUCGUGGCGCACGUGCCACGCGUUUGGACCGUGCGUGCGCGCGCGUACACAGGAUACGGGGUAAAUGUGCCAGGGAGAUCCGCGGACUGUGUGUGGGAGAGGAGCCGCUCUGUAGAUGUGAUAAAGCCUUGAACCCGCGCACGCAGCGGCUCGGCCGUGUGCGCCUCUUUGUGACGCAGAUGGAACUCUGUCAGUCUAACAGCAGUGCUCCAAGAGAGAGUGAAUCGGCCCGAGCUGUCUCUUCAGAAGUCACCCAGCUGGAUCUAAAGCCCGCGGUGCCAUGGUGCGUUGGUCUGGACGUUGUGGAUACGGAGGUGGGGGUAUAUAAGGGGGAGGAAGGUGGGGGGUGGGGGGGCGUAUUCGCGAGAGGAGAGGUGGUCCGGGCCGUGUCGUGUUGGACCGUGAAUCUCACCACUAUUCCACACAGCACCAUUGAGAUCGCUCUUUCUGAUCUGGGGAAGAAGCGGCGUUCAGGGGAUGGGUGCAACUCGGAUUUUUCAGUUCUCAUCGUCAAGCUCAAACUCUCCUGCAGAGCGACACUCCGAGGGCGAAGACAGGGCGAGAAGCGCGCUGCAACAACUCUGGACCAUAACGCACGCAUUUCCCCCUCUUUUUCUUCAACACCGAGACGCGCACUGGAAUAA